This is a messenger RNA of Metarhizium brunneum ARSEF 3297, 1596 nucleotides long. Lineage: Eukaryota; Fungi; Ascomycota; Sordariomycetes; Hypocreales; Clavicipitaceae. The record is from RefSeq and is a predicted model, not a curated record.
AUGUCCAUGCUAGUUGCCCUCGGGUUGCUCACUGCGCUGCUUGUUGCGUAUCUCGUGACAUCGGUAGGAAGACGAGGCUCGAAACUCCCACCGGGGCCACCGACGCUCCCCAUUAUUGGAAACUUGCAUCAAAUUCCGACCACGUUCACGCACUUGAAGUUUGCAGAAUGGGCAAAGCAGUAUGGUGAAAUUUUUUCACUCAAAAUGGGCCCUGCGACCUGCGUUGUCCUCACGUCGCCGCGUCUCGUCAAGCAACUUGUAGAUAAAAAGUCGAAUCUUUACAGCCAUCGACCGGUUUCUCAUAUCGGCUACGAUAUUAUUUCUCAAGGCGACCACAUCCUUCUCAUGCAGUAUUCGGGUAAAUGGCGAGCAUGUCGCAGAUUAAUUCACCAAUUCUUCAUGGAGAGCAUGGUGGUCAACAAUCACCUUGCCCUCGUGGACGCCGAGGCUGUCCAGAUGGUUCGCGACUUUGUCGAGGAACCAGAGAAUUAUAUGCAACACCCAAAACGGUUCAGCAACAGCACCAUCAUGAUCUUUGGAACACGAACGCCCGACAUAAAUGCCACCCACAUGAAGAGGCUCUACCGCCUCAUGGAGGCUUGGUCCAACCUGCAAGAAUUCGGCAGUACCCCUCCCGUAGAUAUCUUCCCUCUGAUAAAGUAUCUCCCUGAGAGAUUGUUUGGCAACUGGCGUACUCGAGCACAACACGUGAGCAAACAAAUGAACAGUCUUCAUCAAGAGUGGCUCAACAAGGUCGUGGAGAGGCGAAAGUCCCAAGGACCCCGCGACUGCUUUCUCGACCGCGCGCUCGAUCAAGAGGACAGCGGCAAGCUUCCUCUCGAUCGACACGCACUUUACUUUCUGGCGGGCACACUCAUGGAGGGCGGUUCGGACACCACCGGCUCAGUCCUCGUCACCUUCCUCCACGCCAUGACGAAAUGGCCCAACGUCAUGAAGAAGGCCCAGGACGAGAUUGACAGCGUAGUAGGGGAGGACAGAUCGCCCACAUGGGGAGACUAUGCACAACUGCCCUAUGUCGCCGCUUGCGUCAAGGAGACGCUGCGCUGGCGCCCGGUCAUUCCUCUCGGCUUUCCGCACGUCGUGGGCGAAGACGAUGCAAUCGACGGCAUGGCGAUUCCAAAAGGGAGCCAAAUCAUCAUCAACGCCUGGGGCAUGCAGCAUGAUCCAGAGCGAUUCGCCGAUCCAGACACUUUCAACCCCGAACGCUACGUGGGCGUCCCGCAGCUGGCGUCGGAGCUGGCGAAUGGUGACUGGGAGAAGCGCGACCAUUAUGCCUACGGGAGCGGCAGAAGGCUGUGCCCGGGGAUUCACCUCGCGGAGCGCAGCUUAUUUAUUGCCAUGGCAAAGCUGCUCUGGGCGCUGAAUAUCGAGGCUGGUGUCGACGCGGAAGGCCGCGUGAUGGAUGCUGAUGUCAGUGCCGAGGGAGCCUACGCGUCCGGGCUGUUGGUCUGCCCCAAGACGUUUCCUUGCAGGAUUACUCCCAGAUCUCAGGCUCGCAAAGACACUAUUAUGAGAGAGUUCGGCGUGGCUACAGCCGAGGUUUUUGCGAAAUAUAGCGACGAUAAGGAGUGGUGA